Molecule: messenger RNA, 678 nt
Organism: Humulus lupulus (European hop)
Lineage: Eukaryota; Viridiplantae; Streptophyta; Magnoliopsida; Rosales; Cannabaceae
Exons: 2
Coding region: 1-678 (225 amino acids)
Biological process (GO): DNA integration
Molecular function (GO): nucleic acid binding
Source: RefSeq, a predicted model, not a curated record
AUGGGUGAAGCAAUUGCAACUAGAACAGAUAAUUCAAAAACAGUAGUGGAUUUCAUUCACUCCAACAUUUUUGUGCGUUUUGGUACACCUAAGGCUAUACUUAGUGAUCGGGGCACUCAUUUUUGUAACAAGAGUAUAGAAGCAUUGUUUCGACACUAUAGUGUAACUCUCAAGGUGAAAGUUGCUUAUCAUCCACAAGCCAACGGGCAAGCGGAGGUUUCUAAUCGUGAAAUCAAAUUGAUUCUUGAGAAAGCCGUAAAUCCAAACCAGAAAGAUUGGAGUACAAGGCUUGAUGAUGCCUUGUGGGUGUAUUGUAGGGCAUAUAAAACACCUAUCGAAGAAAUACACAAUGAAUCAUAUGAGAGUUCGAGAAUCUACAAGGAGAAAACCAAAGCUUUUCAUGACAAACAUAUUCUUCGGAAGAGUUUUGUGGAAGGUCAGAAAGUUCUCAUGUAUCACUCUCGCCUUAAACUUUUUCCUGGGAAGUUGAAGUCUCGUUGGUUAGGUCUGUUCAUUGUUACCAAGGUUUUUCCUCAUGGAGCGGUUGAAGUUGUAAGUCCAAGUACUGGAAAGUCAUUCAAGGUGAAUGGUCAGAGAUUAAAGCCAUAUUAUGAAUCAAUGGAGGAAGAACAAGCUGUUGUGAUUCAUUUCAUUGACCCGGUAUAUGUUGAUGAAUGA